Molecule: messenger RNA, 1709 nt
Organism: Nicotiana tabacum (common tobacco)
Lineage: Eukaryota; Viridiplantae; Streptophyta; Magnoliopsida; Solanales; Solanaceae
Product: bZIP transcription factor TRAB1-like
Biological process (GO): positive regulation of DNA-templated transcription
Cellular component (GO): nucleus
Molecular function (GO): DNA-binding transcription factor activity
Source: RefSeq, a predicted model, not a curated record
GAGACACUUGGCACUUCUAAGAACCACUCGCAGCCAAAGAAGAAAGAAACGUCUAGUAGUCUGCAAGUUUAGAAAGAAAAAAAUAUAUCCAGAAAAACAGAAAAGAGUGAGUUUUGAAGUUUGAUUGGAGACUAUUAUUUUUAGUGAAAUGGGGAGUAAUUUUAAUUUCAAGAACUUUGGAAAUGAGCCACCUGGUGAGGGUGGGAAGCAGCCGGGGAACUUUCAGUUGCCGCGGCAGCCAUCUAUCUAUUCAUUAACGUUCGAUGAGUUUUUGAGCACGACGGGAGGGAGCGGAAAGGAUUUUGGUUCAAUGAAUAUGGAUGAGUUGCUAAAGAAUAUAUGGAAUGCUGAGGAAAGUCAAACAAUGGGAGGGUCUGGGAUUAAUGGGCAAGAAGUUGGUGGUGUUCAAAGUGGGCAUUUGCAAAGGCAAGGAUCUUUGACUUUACCCAGAACACUGAGUCAUAAGACUGUUGAUGAAGUUUGGAGGGAUAUGUCAAAGGAAUAUGGUGGUGGAAAAGAUGGAAAUAGUGUUGGGGUGCCAACAAAUUUGCCUCAGAGGCAACAAACUUUAGGGGAGAUAACACUUGAGGAGUUCUUAGUUAGAGCUGGAGUUGUGAGGGAAGAUGCACAGUUAGUCGCGAAAUCGAAUAAUGUUGGAGGAAUCUUUGCUGAUUUGUCCUAUGCUGGAAAUAAUACGGGGCUUGGAUUUGGAUAUCAACAUCAACAAACUAAUAGGAACACGGGUGAAACUGGUAUUCAGGCUGCUAAUUUGCCACUGAAUGUGAAUGGGGUUAGAUCAACACAACAACAGCUAAGGGCGCAGCAACUGCAACAACAACAACCACAACCACAGCAACAACAGCCACAUCAGCAACCCCUUUUCCCUAAGCAGCCUGCUUUGGCAUAUGCUGCCCCUAUGGCUAUACCAAAUAGUGGUCAGUUGGGCAGUCCUGGAAUGAGGGGAGGAAUGGUUGGUAUUUCUGAUCCGGCGAUCAAUUCUAAUUUCGUCCAAGGUGCUGCUUUAACGGGUGGAGGAAUAGGUAUGGUUGGUUUAGGAGCCGGAGGUGUUACUGUUGCGACAGCAUCUCCAGCUGUUUCAUCAGAUGGACUUGGGAAGAGCAAUGGAGAUACACCUUCUGUAUCUCCACUUCCCUAUGUCUUUAAUGGUGGUAUAAGAGGCCGAAAAUACAGUACUGUGGAGAAGGUUGUUGAAAGGAGGCAGAGGAGAAUGAUAAAAAAUAGAGAGUCAGCUGCCAGAUCAAGAGCUAGAAAACAGGCGUAUACUAUGGAGCUAGAAGCAGAAGUUGCAAAACUAAAAGAAGAAAACGAAGAACUUCAAAAGAAACAGGAAGAAAUGUUGGAAAUUCAGAAGAAUCAGGUUAUGGAAAUGAUGAACCUUCAAAAGGGAGCUAAAAGGCGAUGCUUAAGACGGACACAGACUGGUCCAUGGUAAAGAAAGGGGUUCAGAGAUUAGCGAUAUUAGCCAUAUUUACAAACUUAUAGUAGGUGUCUGUUCAUAAAGGGAAUAUGCGUCCACUUUAGAUCAGAAGAGAAGAGUUGUCUUUUUUGCUGUAGCUUUUUCAUUCUGUUAAUUUCUUAUUCUCCCUUGUUGGGCAUCAUAUGCAUAAAUUAGAGCCAGGAUGUAGAAAUACCUAGUUGAUAGCAGAUACACAUGAAAAUACAUAUAUAUAUAUUAACAUUUCCUCUUG